AUGAUAAAUCAAAAGUUCCUUUAAUAGAAUUUGAUUUAGCUACCACUUCAUCAAAUGGAAAUUGUAAUCUAAUUUAAAUUAGGAUCUGGUGCUUAAGGUAGUGUAUUUUAAGGAUUUAUCAGAAGUAAUAAUUAAAAAGUGGCAAUAAAAAUAAUGAUGGAAAUAAAUUCAAGAGAAGAGAAAAUAUUAUAACAUUUAAAGAUUCAUAAACAAAAAUAUUUAAUAGGAAUUUAUGCUGUUGAAAAAUUAAAUAAUUAAGUUGUUAUUGUGAUGGAGUUGGCAGAAAUGGAUUUUUUUAAAUUUAUGAAUACAAAUCAAUUUAAAACCUAUGAUGUUGAUGAAAGAAGCGAAUUAUUUUUAUAAGUAAAUAAAUCAAUCUAUAUUGUAGAUGGCUUAAGGAGUUUAUUAAUUUCAUUAAAUAGGCUACUUUCAUAGAGAUUUAAAACCAGAAAACUUUGUUUGCUGUCGUGAUAGUAACCAUAAGUUAAUAAUCAAAUUAAUUGAUUUUGGUUGCUCUAAAGAUCAAUCAGAUAUAGGUAGAUAAACAUUAUAAGUUGGAACUCCAUACUAUAUGGCAUAAGAUGUUAUUAAUACUACAAUCUAUACAAAACAAAUUGAUAUUUGGGCUAUGGGAACUAUCUGGUAUGAAAUGCUCACACUCUAAACAUUUUUUCAAGGUAAUAAAUGAUUUAUUCAAGGUAUUUCUAUACAUAACAUUAUUCACUAGAUAUCUACAAUUAAUUAAGAAUUAAUUGAUGAAAAAAUCAAUAAACUAGAUAAAUGUUAUGUAGAAUUUAGAGAAAUUAUGAAAGAAAUGAUUUGCAUUGAUAUCUAGAAAAGAAUUUAGUUGGAAAAUGCUAUUGAAAAAAUAAUGUAAGCUCUUGAAAAAAUAAAAUAUUAAAAGAUGGAAGCAAAAAUAAAAAUAAAACUUGAAUAAGAAUUUUAAGAGAAAGAAAGAUAAAUAACUUAUAAUAAUUAAAUGAAAUAUGAAUAACUUUAGAGAUAAAUGAAAGUAAAUUAAGAUAAUGAAAUUGCACAACAGAAGUUGUUGCUCAAGUAAUAAUAUGAAUAACAAAUUAUUAAUAAGGAAAAGGAAAUCAGGAAGAUGAUUGAAAUUUUUAAUAAAAAUCAAUAGAAUAAUGAAAUUCAAAAAUUGAAAUCAGAGUUAAAUGAUUUAUAAUAAUAAUAUUAAUAAAAAUUGAAAUAAGAAAUUUAAUUACAAGAAAAUAAAUCAAAAGAGUAUUUACUUUAAGCAAAAUAAAAGGAGAAUGAAGAAAAUAAAUAACAAUUAAUUGAAUUAUAGAAAUAAUACUAAUAAGAAUUAAAUAAGAAAUAUUAAGAGUAUUAAAUAAAAAUUGAAAAUUAAUAUAAAAAAGAUGAAUUUAAUAUUAGAAAAUAAUAGUUAAAUUGUAUUAUUAAUUUAUUACAAGAUGUUAUUAAUAAUCAUUUGAUAUCUGUUAAUAAAUAAAAACAAGAAAUGAAUGAACUUGUAUUAAAUGAUAAAGAAAAAGAAUAAAUAUUGAAUUAAAUAUAGAAUUUUAUUAGCUAAAAGUAAAAUUAAUUAAUUUAAAUAAAGGAGAAUUUGGAUAAUUUUGAUAAUUAGGAUCAAAAUAAAUAAUUUAAUUUUAUAUUAGAACUAGAAACUUAAUAUAAAAAUUAAUUCUUAUUACACGAUUAGGAAUAUUAAAUGAUUUAAUAAUAAAUUUAAUCUGUUAUGAUUUCUUAAUUCAAAGAAUAAUAAAAAUAGGUUUUAUUAGAAAUAUAGUAAUAAGAAGGAAAAUAAAUACAAGAUGAUUUGAGUCAUUAAAUCUUAACAUAUGAUUAGCUAAAUAAGAAUUUCAAUUAAUAAUUAAGUUAAAUGGAAUAAAUUCAAAUAAUAUGUGAAAAUUUUUCCAUAUAUAAUCAAAAUAUAAAUGAUCAAUUUAAAUUAUUAAAAAAUCAUUCAGAUAUAAUUGCCUAUUCUUUUAAUAACCUUAAAAUAUUUUAUUAAUAAUAAGAAAAUACAGUAUCUAGAGAUUUAAUUAACUACUUAUAAAUUUAAUAAUUAGAGAUCAUUAAUUUAUUAGAAAAAUUGGAAGUAGAUAUUAAAUUAAUGAAAAAUUAUCUUGAAAAUUAAGAAGUGGAAUUAAAAUAAGAAAUGCAAAAUUACCUUUAGGGAAUGGAAGAAAAAGUAAAUGAAAUAGAAUUUAUGAUUGUAAAUUAAAAAAAAGAAGAUAAUGAAUAACAAGAUAACAUCUUAAAUUUAUUAUAAGAGAGAUUACAGAAUAUUAAAUAAUAAUAUAAUUAAUUAAAUACAUUAAUUGAAAGUGAAAUAUCUUAAUCAAUAAAAUAGUACAUGUAAAUUAAGUAGAAAUAUUUAUAAGAAGAGUAUCAUAUUAAAGUUUUAUCAGAUAAAUUAUACGAAUAACAAUAAAAAUAAAUCAAAAUCAACAUAAUGACAAAAAAAUAUUCUGAAUUCAUUAUUCAUAUACAAUAGAUAUCAAAUCAAUUUUAAGAAUCAAUAUAAGAUCUGAAAAAUGAAUUAAGCACAAUUUAAUAAAAUUUUAGUUAAUCAGAAAAUUGCUCAAUAAAAAAUCUUUUAGAAGUAAAAUAAAUUGAAGUAAAUAAAUAUUAAGAAAUAGCUAAAAAAAGAUUUGAUGAAAUAUAAUCAAAGGCUAAAUAAGAUUUAUUAUAAUGUUAGAUGCUUGAAUCUCUAAAAGAAGAAUCUAAUGCUAUAUAAAUUGAAUUAGGAUAUUAAAAACGUUCAUUAAGAAAUCAAAUUAUAGAUUUAAAGAAUUAAUCUUAUUAGAUAUUAAAAUAAUUCCAAUCUGAUACGGAUUAAUAAAUUUAAAAAAUGAAAGAUGAAUUAUAAAUGUUAACCUAAGAUUUUAGUCAAUAAUAAAUUGAAUUUAUUAACUUUGAUGUUAAAAAUUACAAUUAUUAACAUAUAAUAGAAAACCAUAAAAAAAAAGAAGAAGAGUUCCAAAAAUUAUUUAAUGAAAUGAAAAGUUCUUAAGAAAUAUAUAAAAAAAAUAUCUUGAUAAUUUAAGAAAAAUAUACACUAUAAAAUAAAAAAUAAUAACGAUAGAAUGAUUUUGAAUCACUUUUUAAGAAAUUUGAAAAAAAAAUGAAUGAAAAAUUUUAACAAUAAUCAGAAAAUAUUCGUGAUAUUGAAUAAUCUUAUUAAAAAGUGAAUUUUUCUGAUUUAGAAAAUUAAAAUCAAAUAUAACAAGAUUGGAUAGAUAAAUAAUCAGAUAUAGUUGAAUUAAAUAAAAAGUUAAUUGGAUUUUAAGGGUAAAUUUAAGGGAUGCAAAAAUCUAAUUAUUUAGAAAUAAAUACAUUACAAUCAGAAUUCAAAGAUUUGUAGGAUUAAGUUAAAGACUUCAGUUCCAAAAUUCCUUCAUAAGAUUAAAUUAAAUCAUUUCAAAAAAGUUUUAAUGAGAAUGAUUAAUCAUUCCUGAUCCUUUUUUCACUUAUCAUUAUGAUCAAAGCUUAUAAACUUAAAAUAUAUGCUAUAAGACUCUCAGAAUUUGAAUAAAAUUAAAUAUAAAAAUAAAGCCAAUAGAAUAAAGAGCCUAAUAGAAUAAAUAAUGAUUAAAUUGAGUAAUCUCAAAAUGAUAUUAAUAAAAAAAAUGUUAAAAAAACACAAAAUAAGUUAAGAUUAAAUUUAACAAGUAAGAUAUAAGCUAAUGAAAUAAUGUAGAAAUAUAAAUCAUUCCUUUAAUGUAAAUAAAUUAUGAUUUUAACAGAGGAACUGAUAAAUGAUGAAUAGUAACUAGAGAAAUAAAUAUUAGAAAUAUAAAACUAUAUUAAUACAGUAAAUUAUGUUAAAUUAAAUUCAGCCUUAAAGGAUAGUUAAUUAGUUAAAGAAAUAAAAGAAAAAUAUUUUUAAAAUUUAGAAUUUUAUUACUUAGAUGUUUUUGAUUAAAUUAGACCAAAAAAAAAGAAUUGA
This is a messenger RNA of Paramecium pentaurelia, 3931 nucleotides long. NCBI's taxonomy places the organism in Eukaryota, Ciliophora, Oligohymenophorea, Peniculida, Parameciidae. The record is from the annotation of a GenBank genome assembly.